Messenger RNA from Bactrocera dorsalis (oriental fruit fly), 14872 nucleotides. RefSeq lists its product as hypothetical. Bases 7203 to 10316 code for a protein of 1037 amino acids. The transcript has 6 exons. The record is from RefSeq and is a predicted model, not a curated record. Lineage: Eukaryota; Metazoa; Arthropoda; Insecta; Diptera; Tephritidae.
UUUUUCAGAAAAAAUCGCGUUUUUCUUUCAAAGUAUUUUAAAAAAGUUAAAAAUUGAAAUGUCAAAAACUUUCUCGGCAUUAGGUGAGAAAAACGUUUUAAUGAAUGAGCCCUGAUCAUUCAAUAUCAAGUGUUAAUCCAAUUAUAUUUUAUAAGAUUAAAGCCCACCAUCAACAAACUGAUUGCACCUUUUUAGUGUGGCUUUAGACCUGGAAAAUCAACAACCGACCAGAUAUUCACCAUGCGCCAAAAAACCAUGGGAAGAGAAUCGACACAAACCUCCUCUUCGUCGAUUUCAAAGCUGCUUUUGACAAAGCGGGUGCCUUUAUGCCGCUAUGUCUGAAUUUGGUAUCCCCGCAAAACUAAUACCGCUAUGUAAGCUGACGUUGAGCAAUAUCAAAAGCUCCGUCAGGAUCGGGAAGGACCUUCUCGAGCCGUUCGAUACGAAACGAGGUUUCAGACAAGGCGACUCUCUUUCGUGUGACCUCUUCAAUCUGCUCUUGGAGAAAAUAAUUCGAGCUGCAGGACUUAAUAGAGCAGGUAGUGUAGUACCCGCCGGGGGAAGCAGAUGAAUAGGAAGUUCUUCAUUCCGUUGGAGAGAUCAGGUGGAGAAGGAUCUGGCUGCACUUGGUAUCUCGAAUUGGCGUCAAAUUGCUAAAAGAAGAAACAAUUGGGGCGCUGUUGUUAACUCAACUGUAAUCGCGUAAGCGAUGCCUAUGCCAUUGAAGAAGAAAAAGAGUGCAAGAGACAAGAUAAUAUGGCCCAUGUACACCCGUACAUCUUUUUACGUGCGUAAAGGGCAGUAUUGGUCUUUAUUUUGCUGUCUAAUUUUAAUCCGAUGUACAUGAUGGGCUUGCUGUUACUUCGAUAUGUUAGUAGAUUUUGGGAUAUGACAUUUCACUUCAAGGAAGGCGGUGCCUCGCCUAUUUACCAAUUUGUCCAUCAAUUCCCAAACAGAACAUCCAUACCAUCUUUAUUUUAUUUAGUACAUAAGUUAUUAUAUUGGCAGUGGUUUUCACUACUUUUUCGGGAACACAUCUUUUUCUUCUUUACUGGCGUAGCUCGGGUACACAUAGAGAAUAUAAAGACAAAAAUUGGUAAAUUUAAGCUUUCAUUUUCAGCACAGUAUCAAUUGAUCUAAAAGACAUCGUAUCGACUGUUCCGAAAUUUCGCCAAUAUCAUCAUUUUAUUUGAAUUUCAAGUACCAAACUUUACUUUUUAUGUGGUACAGCAAAAUAUAAAAUUUAGUUACACGAUAGUGAAAUUUUUCUCCUCAAUUCAAUACAGAAAAAAGUUACCAAUUAUUGAAACCAAAUGUCGGCGAAAUCACGAGCUUCAAUUUUCGGCAUCCAAUAGUCGGUUAUCAUGGCGCGAUAAUAGUCGCCAUUUACGGUUACGUUUUCACAUACAUAAUUAUUGAUGAAAUAUGGACCAUGGAUCCACCGGCCCAAAAACCAGACCACCUACAGGUUGCUCUUUGUCCCAAGUGCGGUAAAUUUUGCUUAUUUACAUACCCACUGAGCAUGAAAUGGGCCUUAUCGCUGAACGAAAUUUGGGAGCAAGAGCUUAUAGGGCAAAGCGAUGUUGCUUGGGAAGGUCGAGGGGCUUCAGUUUGUAAACAAACCGUAUUUUGUUCGCUUUCAAUUUAAGAUCCAUACUGAGUGAUUUGUAAACAUUGUUAAGGCGUAGGUCUUUCCAUGAUGAAAUGUCAAACAAUACUGAACAAAAAUGAGAUGACAGUUUGUCGCGAGUCACACGUGAUCUGUCAAAUAAAGGCUAAUGAAAAAAAUACCCUUAUAUUGAUUAUUGAUUGUUACAGUAACACAAAAUUUAAAUAUCGCUUGAUUGUUUAUUUUGAAUUUCAAUUAUCAUUUACGUUUCACUUGGACCGCAAUGCAAAUUUCUAUCAAACCUCUGAGAUUCAAAGUCCGAUUUAACAGCCUUACAAACACUUGUCUGUAUGUAAAAUAUUGUUUUUAAUCCAACAGGUUUUUGCUCACUUGCUUAGAAAGAUGGUAAGCAAGCAAAAUAUACCAUACAUAAAGGGUUUGUCCGGAAAGUAAUACGACUGAGUCGAUUAAAAAAAAUUUAUUAAAACAAUCGUUACAAUUCUUUAAAGACACGGAGAGCAUUCUCUGGAAUAGCCUUGAGAGCCGAGGUGCAUGCUGCUCGGAUCCCUUCUACUUGCCUUACAUCGGCCUUUUCAGGUGAGGAAACAAAAAAAGUCCGUUGGGCCACAUCUGGACUGUAGGGUGGCUGUGGAAGCGUUGGGAUGCCGACUUUGGUUAGAUAGCUGUUCACAAGAAAGGCUAAGGUUAGAUAACUGUUCCAAUCGGCUGCGAUGUCGGACUCGAUUGCGUCUUCGUUUGCUUUAACGGUUUGAUCAGGAGGAACAAAUUCAUGGUGGACGAUGUCUUUGAUGUCAAAAAAGACAAUAAGCAUCAUUUUCACCUUGGAUUUGUUCACUCUUUCGGUAUUCCGGCCCUCCAAAAAGAUCUGGUGCCACCGAAACACACCACUUCUUGCUAAAGCAACAUCUGGGUAAGCGUGCUUAGUCCUAUUUCUUACCGGACAAGCCCUGUACAUACGUAAGCCCAAUGUACACUUUGAAAAAUCUCAAAUCGUUGACAUUUUGUUUACUUUCACUUGUUAUUUGAAGCUAUAUAUUUUCUCAAUCUUUUUACUGCCAACUAAAAAAAAAAACAUUAGAACGAGCAAGACUUCAGUUUGUUAGUGAUUUACAAAUAAAUAAUGGAAGCAUUUAAUUUAUUACCCUUUGCUAAUGUUAAAAUUUGAAUUGAGAAUUCUCAGCUGCAAUUAAGUAAUUUCAAGUCAUUGAUAAGUUUUAGGCAUUUGGUCCGUAUUUCAUUACUUCUGAAAUUGCUAUCGUACUAAAAUGUUUAUUGGGUGAGUGUAUACAUUCAAACAUUUAUUGAAAAAAAGCUCAAAGCGGUCUGAAUAGGAUAGACGCUAAAAUUUGCCUGUAAAACAGAGUGAAUCUUGUAGACGCCAAGUGUCUGAAAUAAUGACCCGCCCACAAAUAUGCACCAGUGUACAUGUGCGGUUUUAAUCUGUAUCGCAAACAAUUAAUCUGCAUUAAAAACAAUUAAUAGAAAACGCCUCGGAAGCGAAAAUCUGGUAUAUCCAAAAUGGCAUGGUAGUUUUAUUGACUGCUGAUUUCCGUCAAACCCUCCCAGUGAUUCAGAGGGGGACACCAGCAGAUGAAAUUCAAGCGUGCAUUAAAUCAUCACGCUUAUGGUCGACAGUUGAAAAACUCCGCCUGAAAACUGAUAUGAGAGUGCAUCUUCAUAAUGACGUGGAUUCAGGACUUUACGCAGAAAUGUUGUUGAAAAUUGGUGAUGGUUGUUUAGCUGUUGACGUUGAAGGCUAUAUAUUACUGUCAAGAGAAUUUUGUAAUUUAGUAGAAAGUGAUGUGGAUCUCAUUGCUAAUGUUUUUCCGGAAUUGCAACAAAAUUUGUGUAGUGAUCAGUGGUUGCGUGCAAGAGCAAUAUUAGCACCAAGAAAUGAAAUUGUUAAUAGGAUCAGCACUGAUAUUUUAAACGAGGUUCAAGGAAAAAUGAAGGAAUAUUUGUCAAUGGAUACAAUUUUAGAUACGGAACUAAGUACUUCAUAUCCUGUGGAGUUUAUAAAUUCACUUGAACUAUAGGUUGUACCGUCACAUAAACUUCAAUUGAAACUAAAUAUACCAGUAGUGCUUAUGCGAAAUCUAGAUGCUCCUUUCCUAUGUAAUGGAACAAAGCUUUGGAUGACAAAAUUGGGACAGAACAUACUUGUUGCUACUAUUUUAACAGGUGUCGGUAAGGGAAAUAUUGUUAUAAUACUUCGGAUACCAAUUAUUCCCACUGACUUUCCAUUCAAAUUUAAAAGGGUUCAGUUUCCUGCAAAGCUUAGCUUUGCUGUUACUAUAAACAAGGCACAAGGACAAACAUUACUGGUAGCAGGAGUGCAUUUAGAAAACCCAUGCUUCUCUCAUGGUCAACUUUAUGUAGUGUUCACGCGUAUCUAAUGCCCAGAAUUCACACAUAUAUGUAUUAUUUUUUUAAAUUGUUAGAAUUCAGAAUUAUUGAUUUUUGAUACGGUGAAAUAUAUUUUAACAUUAGUUUUUGCAUUUCAAUACGCAUAUUUUAAGGUGUUGAAUCUUCAUUGUCUGUAGAAAUUUUUAAAAAUUGUUGAUCUCAGCCAAGCAAUAAAAUUUAGUUAUCAUUUUGACUCAUUUCUAUUAUUAUACCCUUACCCUUUAUCUCUCAUACUUAUUUAAUGGCUCUACUGCGGGCGAAGCCGCGGGGAAAAGGAUAGUUUUCUAUACUUCAACCAGUUAGUUUUAUGUGAUGUAAGAGAAACUUUUGGCUCAAAUAUCAUGGGCUGUUCGUAUAACUUUAUUAAUACAGGUGAAUCAUCAGAUGAUAAGUCUGUACAUUAGGCCGGGUCGAUUUGUGGGGAGGCAAAAAAAUCGCCCAUUGCUCUAUGAAAAUCAUAUUCUAGGGAUCAAAAUAAGAAACUAUGCCGAAGGAACCAUACCUCUGAAACGAAUUCUGAUGUCCCCGAAUUUGGGUCGAACUUUCGGGUAGGGCCAAAUUUUGAAAUAGAAUUGAAAUUACCAUUCUUAUUACCUCUAAAAGUGAGGAGAACUAAAGCAAUAACCACUAUGGUAUUUCAAAAAAAAUUAUAAGUGAAGUGACUAUUUCAAAUCAAAAAGUUUACAAUGAAUCCACCAUCUUCUACACCGCAAGAUGAAGCAACUAUCGAAAACCCAAUGAGUCAUAUACCCAAGCAUGAUGUUACUGUUUUUGGUGUGUCUACUGAUUUGACUGAUCUUAUUUUACCAACCCAUCUGGAUAUCUUGAGAUAUUAUUUUUACUUAAGCGAACGUGAUAAAACAGAACAAAAAAAGUUUUCCCAUAAAUCAUUCACUAUUCAAGUACAAGAUAAGUUGAUUGGAAUUUGGGAAAAACUUGGUAUAGAAAUAAUGCUGAAAAAAAGUGUAGGUACUAAAUUGAAUAAAUUGCUUGACAAGUAUCAAGAGCAAAUCAAGAGAAGAAACAACACCCAACAAUUUACAGAGUAUGUAAAAUCUCUGGAAACAAUUUUUUACAUUGGAACAUGUAAAUGCGAUUUGAAGGCAGCUCCAUGUGCAUGCGGCUGGGUUCCCGAACGCCUCAAAGAGUUCAUGCACGAUCAACAUAAUCAGAGAAGACUAACAAUGAAUGCAUUUAUGAUGGAAACUGAAGAGCAAGGAGCAACGUCUAUGUCAUCAAUGCCAACAUACCAAGAUCCCGAUGAUUCAACAUACGCACCGCCACCGGUUCAAGAAGAUAUGGAUAGAAGCACAAGUUCAUAAUACACAGAGAGAUACGAUUGUUUUAACUUUGCCUUGGUAUGUGACAGAUUUGGUGUGCCUGACAGAGUAGUAUCAGCAUUGGGAACCGCUCUUUUGCAAGAUUUUAAAAUUAAAGAUAAGCAUGGGAAACCUCCCAUCAUGGAUAAAUCGAAAGUUCGCAGAGAAAAGGAGAAAUGCAGACAAGAAGUGCUUCGCAAACGGUUAGAUGAUACCAAUUUGUUAGCGUUUUCAUCCGAUGGCAGAAAAGAUGAUACUUUAACGAUAGAUAAAAUUGAUGAGAAGUAUCAUACUAGGAUGGUAAAAGAACCUCAUCUUGUUAUUUUGAGAGAACUCAAUUCUGAAUUGAUUGGUUACGUAAGACUGGAACAUGAAACCGCUAAAUACAAAACAACCAAAUUAAAUGGGUUUUUCAACGAUAAAAAUAUAUCACUGGAUACAUUAAUUGGAAUAUGCACUGACGGUGAGCCAACAAACACUGGCCCACACGGUGGAAUUAUACGACGAUUCAAAUUGCUGUUAAAAAGACCAUUGCAUUGGUUUGUUUGCCUUCUACACUUCAACGAACUUCCGUUUCGGCAUUUGUUUGAUGCUUUGGAUAAAUCAACCAGCACUGGACCAAGAUCGGCAACCGGAAAACUGAGCCGUCAAAUCGAAACUUGUGAAACUCUUCCGGAGGUGGACGGCUUCCAGAAAAUUGAGUUGCAAAAUAUGCCCCCUGCUCCAGAAAAAAAAGAAUUUUCCACCGAUUCGAAGUACUUAUACGACAUGGCCCAUGCAAUUUCUAGCGGCGUGGUUCCGGUGGAUCUGGCUAACAUCAAACCAGGGAAAAUUGUACAUUCUCGGUAGCUCACCAAGGCCGCUAGAUUAUUGCGAUUAUAUGUGACAACGGAAAAUCCAGAUGCAAAUUUAAGAAUUCUGGUUGAAUUUAUUAUUAAAUGUUAUGUGCCAAUGUACUUCAAUAUCAAGUAUUACAGCUCUGUCGUGUACGGCAGUGCAUUAUUUUUCAAGUUCAUUGGUUGGUCACGAUUUCUAGAACCUCGUUUACGCAAAAUUGUCAAUCUAGUAAUUAAAGAUAAUUCAUAUUAUGCGCAUUCGGAAAAUAUCUCACUUAUAUUAAUUUUUUCAUUUACAUAUGUUCCGACUAAAUAAAUUUCUUAAGAGAAAAAUAGAUAUUAUUAUAAAUAAAUAAAUAAAAAUAAAGAAAAAACAUAGCCAUUUAGCUGAUUUUUCAUGUAAAGGCCAAAUAUGGUGAUUUUUUGAAAUGAUUGUAUGGGGAACCCCCCAGGGGAGUUCCAGGGGGUGUGCCACUGGCAUGGGUGGAUCGGCCGUCCAAAGUUAGUGGAGGUCGGUCAUACAUUUGGACUCGAUUGGAGCACUCUAAAUGGGUCAAAGUGGGAUUUUUCAAAAUCCCAAAAGUUCGACCCAAAUUGGGGGACAUCAAAAUUCGUUUUAGAGGUAUGGUUUCUUCGGCAAAGUUUCUUAUUUUGAUCUCUAGAAUACGAUUUUCACAGAGCAGUGAGCGAUUUUUAAAUCGACCCGCCCUACUGUACAUGUAUCAGCUGCCAUAAGCAAUCUAUCUAUAUUUUUGACUACAGCAAAAUCUAUUGUCUGGUAUUUUCUUCUAUCACUGGGCCAGUAUGCAUUUAAUCUUGUUAUCCCCAAAGUGCACCAAUGAAAUAAAUGAGCAAAAUUGUUUUCCAAUAAUGAAUGUAUAAUUUCUGUUACUACAUUCGAAAUUUUUCAGAUAUCAUGAAAUAUUUUCAGCUUCGGUUACAAGUUUCUAUAUGAAAGGAUAAAUCCAACAUCUUCCGGAAGAACUGUGUUAAUUCCUAGGUGAUGAAGGAAUGGGUAAUGUCGGCAGUACACAACAUCUUAAUUUAGAAGAUGUUAAUAACGAAAUACAAUCGUAUUAUAAGCAACAACAGCUGCGUCAUUCUUCUAAGCGUCAGCAGUCUCCUAACCCGCGACGUAGUAAUUUUAAUUCUAACAGCAAAGUAAUGCAUUGGACACGUUCAUUGCCGCAUGUGAUUAAUAAUGGCGGAGUAGAUGUAGUAACACUUAAUCGUGAUAUCGCGAUGUCAGUGCCAACGACUAUACUGCCGAAUUGUAAAGUACUACCGCACGUGAAUGAGCGGUUCAAACUCCGCCCAACAACAAAUGGGGUUAUACUCUCUUCAGGUGGUACGAUCAGUGGGAAACGCGAACAGCUUCACAAACAAAUUACAAAGGGAGCCGGAUUCCAAUUGUCACAGCCACGUGGCUUGAAACAGCGUUCACAGACAUUUAUAUAUGACGACUCAAAGAAUGACAGUUGGAAGUGCACACGGGCAACUCAACUUAAUUUUGAGCAAUGUUUUGACCUUCAGAAUUGUCGACAAUCAUUUCCAGCUUUCAGACGUUCACAAACAAACCUUGGGCUUAAUAUUAAAAGUGAUCAAAAUCAGGCUAUUAAAAGUCUUCGCAGAAAAAUGGUUUUCGCUUCUACCAAGACCAAGAUAGCUGAAGAAGAAUUAAAAAAUAUUAAAACAGGCCAAAGACAAGUAGAAGACAAGGAUCAAGUUCCCAGCAUAAAAAAUAAGUACAAUAAGAAAAGGAAAGCUCCUCCUGCACCUUCUUUAUCGGUGAUGCCAGUUUCCAAAAGCGCAACAUCUGCAACAAGUUCUCCAAGUACCGAUAAUAAAUACUUCACUGAGACUAUAACCAAUAAUUCUUAUACAAGAAUGAUUACACCAACGGCGGCUUCCGAUAGUCUUUUAGAUAACAAAACGUUAUUGGGGGAUUUUCCGGCAAGGUAUAGGCUUUUUCACUCAAAUGUGAGAAUAUCUCCAUCCAAGCUAGCUGUAAAGAACUUACAUGAGCCCCAACAGCAAACUCAAAAUCAACUCAUGAAUGCUGAAAAAGACUUUACUUCGCUAUCAAUUGCUUCUACAAAAGAUGCAACGAUGGAAAUUUGCAACCAUUUGCGAAGGGAAAAGAGUUCAUCCGCUAUUUUACUACGACAAAAGAACACACGACAUGACAUAAAUAAUGAACCAUUAAUAACAGAAAACGUUUUUUCAAAAUCCUCCUCACUAAGUCAAUUAAAGAGCAAAGAUAGCAAACAUAAAAAUGGCCAGCAAAAGUAUUCCUCCUCCAAAAUUCCUCAAUUGAAUCGAACUCUUUAUUUCGGCAUGUCUACCAGAUCUAUACAGGCAUUGGCAACGGCGGAGGUAGUUGAAACUACUCGACAAAAAGAUUAUUUAAUAAAUGGGAAAAAUUUAGCAAGGUAUGAAAAUUCCGAAAAUAUAGACACUUCUUCUACAGUAGUCAUUAAAGCCACCACUGGCGACUUAGUCAGUGACUAUAAGACACAUGCGCCCAGCGACAUCAAACCUAUUAUAGAUAAUGGUCUAUUAAUUCAAGUUCGUCCAACUUUACCGCGUAGACAACUUAAUACAUCGAACUUUAGCCCCGUGGUCGCAUGGCAUAUGUUAGUACAUCAACAACAUCAUCAUAAGCUACAAGAGUUUAAGCACACUUGUGGAGAAAAAAUUAGAAAACAAAAUAAUAGUGAGGAUAAAACUAACAAAAACGAAAUCUCAGCAAAGUCUUCCUUGUUACCUUACCUUACUAGAAAUAAAAAUGGGUUUCAAUGCGUUCGAGGAGCUGCUAAGAUAUCAAAAGAAGCGCCAAUAAAAUUAACAUCUAAUUUAAAUAAGAUAACACUUAGUAAUACUUGGACACCACAACAAGAUUUGGGCUAUGAGGAUGAUGAUUACGAUGAAGAUGAAGCGGAUUCAUCUGAAAAGCAAUUUUCCAAAAGUGCAGUACCAAAUCAUAUCGCUCAACAAGAAAAUCCCUCUAGUUGUGCCCAGGUAAAUAGAAACAGUACUGAGGUAAGUAAGCUGGGAUCGCCGGAAGUUAGUCGCCCUGAAGCAGUUGGAAAAGCAAUUAGUACAACGAAUAUACAUGUUUUUAGUCUUACGCUUCCGCGAGAUGUACAUACGAAAGCCCAACGUAAGAUUUUACAGCCGAUCUACACUUCAUCUACUCUGCCAAAUGAGCCGACACGUAGUGCAGAUAGUACAGCAGGUUCGCCCUAUAAACCGAUUUCCAAGUGUUGUUGUUCACACGGUGGAAUGAAAAUUCAUCAACGUCUGCCUUUAGCGCUUGAUGAUAUACUACCGCAUGAAAACAAUUGUCCAAUACGUUCCGACAACGAGAUUGUUAUUAGUGCUUCUGAGCCUCUGAGUAACCUCACUGACAAUUGGGUACUGCAUAAAGUGAAAUAUGACGAGGGUGUAGCUUUAAAUACUUGUCAAAUUUCAUCUGAUGGGCGGUAUAAAAAAUGGAAUUCUACGGCUUCGGUGGAGCCCAUAUCUUUAUCAUAUUUGACAGCUGGAAAACAUGUAAUGUAUCUACCUGGUGAAGAACCAAAUACCAACACCACUCGUAAUGGAGUAUCAUGUAGAACCACUAUGCGGAAAGGUGAACAGAACCAGUACAAACAACAGCAACGUCGCCAGGAAAUAGUAUGCCAAAGCUUGCGGGAUGAAUUAACGAAUCUGGGUAAUUAUACUCUAACCGCCUCACAUGUACCUGUAAAAGCUGCUUCUGGCAUCGAAAGGCCGCAACAAUUUACGUUUCAAAGUACUAUACGUCUAUUAGAAAAAAAACGUUUGGCUGAACGACUUGCAAAAGAUGCUAAACUUAGGGAAGCACAGAGGAAAUGUGAAAUGGAAGCGAUGAAGUGUGUUGAAGAUGAUUUUCAACGCAAACGCGUCAUUGAAAAAGCCAGUAUUCGAUACCAGGUACAGUUACAUUUGAGUGCUGAGAAAGUUAAGGAGAACGGGAUAGCAACUGUUGAUGGGAAUUUAUCACCUGAAGUACCACAUGGGUUGCAAUAUGAUCACAACAACAACAUUGCAUGUCGGGCUGAUCCAGAUGGUGCUGUAUCGAACACAGAGAAAGUACGCUGAACUAUUCCGAUUGUGGUGAUGAAAGUGAUACUGAAGUAGCUGAAUUAUCCAACUUUCAACAUCCGGAGACUUUAUUAGAACCAUAUCUCCAAUCAAUAAUAAACUGAUAUACAUUCUAGGUUUAAAGUAAUUUUAUUAUGAAGAGAAAACUAACAAUAAUGAAACUCUACGAACUGGAAAUUCUUUUUGACAUGUUACAUGUAUAACCAAUUAAUGCAUUGAUUAAUUAUACUCUUGCAAUAUAAAUAUUGCUACAGUCUAAAAUAUUGUAGAUUUGUUCACCUAAUGUGUGAUUGUCUCACCUGAAACAAAUUGAAAUAUAUUUGCAGUACAUAUAUACUUGUAUGUAUGACAAGACGAGUGGAAAUCCGGAUGACUGUCUAUCAGACCGUCCAUCAGUCGCUUCAUGCAUAUAUUGAGUAAAAAUUUAAAUAUUUUGGUGAAACUUCAUUUACGUGAUCCUUGGCACUCAAAGGGGGUUAGUAUUGCAGAGGGAGCAUUGCCACGCACACAAAACGAAUUAAGCGGAAACGUAUAAAGUGACAUAACUAAGCACUAAAGUAAGAUAUAUAUUUGUAACUGUAAUUAGGCACAGAGGAUAGCAGUAGCAAGGGCCAACUGUGGGCAAAAUCUUUUUAAAUAGUGAGCGUACUCGUAUAUGUCUCUCAGACUAUUCUCCCUACUGGCAAUGUGAAAAUGAAUGAAAUCGGAUCAUAACCUUGCUCAUUCCAUAUAACGGUACUUUUAAAACUACUAAAUGCUCCAGGGAUAGUAUUAGACAGCUUUAUAAGAACCAAGGUUAAAAACGGUCAAUGAGAGCGGCCCACCCUUUUUUAGGUUAAUUACAUAUCUCGGAAAACGCUCGACCGAUUUCAACCAAAUUCCGUUCAUGAUGAGUUAAGGUAAUAACUUUCCUAUGUAACAUUAUGAAAAUAAUGCAAUUUUCCAAAUUGAACCGAAAUCGCCCACCGCUUGCUGAUCAGGUAUCAGAAAAGUGGCAGCGCCAACUUUUAGCGAAAUCGCCGAAACCGCGUAGGCGUGUUCGAACACAGCAGAGAGGAUGGUGCCAUCUCUUGCUAGGAAUGGAAGAGAGUGGUGGCGUCUAUCUCCUCAAUAUUCUUAAAGGUAGUCAGAGGAAACUCUGGGCUACACCCAAGGUGUGAGAGUGCCGGAUGGCACCAUGGGCUUCUUAAGCUCAUGAGAUGUGCCGAUGAGCGAUAGGCUAUCCUAUAUGAGGAGGCAGUCUCUCAGGUGGCGGAGGUAUGGUAGGAAGCCUGAUGUGAGGCUGUAGAUAAACAGCCUUUCCUUCGCCAUCGGGCUCGCGUUUGGUUGCCAGCUGAACCUUCCUCACCGAGUAAAAUUGAGAAAAUCUUUAUAUACUGUAACCCCCUCACCACCCACGCUUGACUAAGGCUGGAGCGAAGUCGCCAAGUGUUCAUUCUGGUAUAUUCGGAGCCCGUCGGUCCUCUCAGCGAAACAAAGGGAACCAUAAGCAAUUGGUUCGAAGGGGGGUGGAUGCCAAACCUGAUAGUGCUCAGGCUUCAGAUAAUGUGGAUUCAAAAGAUGAACAUUAUCAAAUGACCAUGGAGCAGAUAGAGCGAGUUCUGGGAGCGGUUCGUCAAUUUGCGACUCCGUCCUCAGUCUUGAGCAGCUGUUUGGGAGGUGCGGGUCUUGUCCGACAUGGGCGCUGAACUAGCGCUUCUAGAGGAGAGUCUGAAGAAUGAGAUUUCUUCAGAUUAACGUCUGCUGCUUCAUCUGAAACAAGACAAAUCCGAUGUCGUCUUGAUCCAGGAACCGCAGGCUAUUAAGGUGUCAUGCAACUUAUUGGCUGGCACUUAUCUAUAUGAACUGCAUAAGACUGAGUUUCAUCCCGGGAGCUGUCUGAGGUUCCCACAUUAUGUCCAAAAACUUUAGGGCCAUGAGCCUAUCGUCCUUCUUACUCAAAACUCUGGAGAGACUGAUGGACUGGUAUAUAGGGGACGCGAUGACCAAGUAUGUCAGUAGAUUCUAUCCUGCACACUAUCGUGUCAUGGCUUAAGGAAGCCUUGAUAUAUAAGGGAGCUUUCAAUAACGUCUUGCUGAACCGUUUAAUAUCUGACGCAGCGGUAUCUCAGCGUCGUAACAAAUUGGGCACUCGCCAUCAACCCAAAUAAAACCGAGAUGUUUUAUUCACUAGAAGAUACAAGAUCCCAGCGGAUACAGUGAAAUAUCUAGGGCUCAUCCUGGAUUGAAGCUAUCAUGGAAGCCGAAUGUUGAUGAGAUAGCAAAAAAGGCAUCGAUUUCCUUGUACUGCUGUAGUAGAGCCAUGGCCAUAGGUAGGGUCUCUCACAGAGAGUAGUCCUCUGGCUCUACGACACCAAAGUUAAGCCCAUUAUGUUCUGUGGUGUCUUCAUGUGGUGGACGGCUCUAGAAAAGACCACACUUGCCAAGAAACUCGAGAGCGUUCAACGGGUGGCUCUCAUCAGCAUGUGCACUAAGGUCCACUCCAACCAUGGCAUCUAACUCCAUCUCGCACAUAUUGCUCGUGAACAUUGCUGGAAGGUAUAUGGCUGCGAAAGUUGCUAUCAGUCUGGGUUUUUAAAAGUACACGUCUCUAAACACUCGGAAAUCCUCACUCAAUUUGUCACUCAAUUUUUCGACAAGCCGAACUCUGGUGGCUCCUUCUCUACACAUAUACAGUCGAGGGAGUUGUGGGUAGGAAGAAGCCGUUGGAGGAACAGGACAGGGAGCUUCUUCACGGAUGGGUCAAAGCAUGGUGGGAAUGUUGGUGCAAGAGUUUAAUGUUAGGAGCUCUCUAUCAACUCCGGUUUCAGAUUUCCUGACUAUUGCAGUGUCUUCCAGACCGAGGUUACAGUAAUUAAAGUAGCAGAAGAUUUACUAUACUAACCUUGAAAUAAUUAAGAAAGGCAUUCGCUAUCGGUAGAAUAGGAGCGAGUCGGUGCGUAUCCUCUUGUGUUCUCCUACUGAAUAGCUGAGCUUCGCGGAAGUUUGGCCAGUGCUGGGCCACCAUCGGUACAUGCGCUGCCGCAAAAGCUCUUUGGCUAGAUCGCAAGAGAUCAAGUGACCUCUUUGCCACCUGUAAAGCUAGAAAGGCUCUCUGGUUGUGGCGAUUUUAACAGGUCAUGGCUCUAUUGAAGUCCUUGCUUUAAGGUUGGAAAUCUUACCAGACAUGAUCUUAGCGUUUUGUUAAUUCAUAUGACACAAGAGUUCUUCUUUUCUACGCCCUCACAAAGAACUUCGAAUAGUAGUCCACGUGCGUUCUUUGAUCAGCCAUCUAACCUAACCUAACCCUAACCUAAUUAGAAAAUCGGAUGGCCCGAUUGAAAUCCUACCAAAAAAUAUGUAAGACCCCUAAUAAUAAUGUAAAACAAUGAAAAACAAAGAAAAUUUAAAUGUAUUUGAUGAAACGAUUUGUAAUGUGGUGCAUGAACAAUCAAAUUUUGACAAAGUUUUUAAUUAUUAAAAAACAUUUAUUAAUUAAGAGCUAACAAGCUUAAAUACAUUUACUAAGUAUUGAAAGUUCAAAAGUCAGUUGCUUGAAUGUACCAUAAAAUGCUUUAAAUUGAUUCUCCAUAUAUUAAAUUACCGCUAUAUAGUAAUUAGUAUGCAUGAAAGUUUUCAAGGUGCAUUCGCUUGGUGUGUUCUGAAACAAUAAUAAUAAAUUAAAAAUGAACAAUCAAAUAAAAACCAGUGCACACAAACUAUUAAUAAUAAACAUUAAUAAAUAGUGCACAAAACAAAUAGUUAAAAACAAAAAAACAAUAAUGAAUUCUUCGCAGCCUCACCAGCAAAACCGUAGGCAUUGUUUAAAUGCCUACUUUCAUUUUGUCGAGCCAACAAAAGUCAUCGCAGCGAUCAGCUGAAAGGGAUACUAAGCAAGCGCAGUCAGCAGAAGCAGCAGUAAACAGCAAUCGGGCAGCAACAAAUCCACUGACAACAGUGAAAGAAAACAAAAUGCAUGAUGAGGGUGUACCAAGCAAAAAAGGUUCAUCAGUUCAGACUGGUAGUGAUCGCUACAUUAAUGUAAAAAGGAAAUCGAUUCUUAUUAAAUCAGCGGUCAAUACCAAAAAAUUUCAACCUGGCACGCCAAAUAGUAAAAAGCCAGAAAUUCUUAACGGUAACAGAUUUGCCAUACUGAUCAAAGGGCCUAACGACGAUGCAAAGGGUACCACCACAGUGGUGAAUGCCAAACACCCUCCAAUCUACUUGCGUGAGCGGAGCUCAAAUGCUCUUGUCGCUAAAUUAAGUAAAAUUGUAGAUACUAAGAAUUUUCAUAUAGUGCCGUUGAAAUAAAGUAAUAUAGAUGAAACAAAAAUUCAGUCCUACACUGUAAAAAGUUUUAUGGAAAUUGUUAAAUUUCUGUCGAAUAAAAGAAGAACUAUUAUUUAUAUCAACUGAAGAGUUCUAAGGAUCUAGUUGUUGUAAUUAAGGGUAAAGAGUCCGCCGUAGGCUCUAGUGAAGUCAAAGAAGCAUUGGAACAAUGCGGUUUUGGUAUUAAAAAUGUUGUAAAUAUAUUUAAUAAAAAUAAAGUACUACAGCCAAUGUUUAAAAUUGAA